UAAAUAAUAAUUGAGCUGUGUGUUGUGCCUUUUGCCUGCCUGCCUGUCUGCCUGCCUGUGUGCCUGCCAUGCUUGCCUAAUCCUCGCUUGAUUUCAACAUGAGAACUGUCCUGCUGCUUUGCUGCAUCUCGCUAACCUCCGCCUGCUCCUCGCGCGCUCUAAACAAGCCACGUCCACAGGAGUACAGCACACCGCCGCCAGACAAUGUCAUAGCCACGACGCCACGUCCGAAUAUAACAUUCCCCAUUUUUAGCUGCCCGCCCACCUAUGCCGCCUGGUAUUGCCUCAACGAUGCCACCUGCUUUGCCGUCGAGAUACACAACGAGCUGCUCUACAAUUGUGAAUGCGCCUUGGGCUUUAUGGGACCACGCUGCGAGUAUAAGGAAAUAGAUGGCUCCUAUUUGCCCACACGCAAUCGCGUUAUGCUGGAGAAGGCCAGUAUUGUGAGUGGCGCCACGCUGGCCGUCAUCAUCAUGGCCAUGUGCCUGGUUAUGCUUUAUAUGCGCCAUGAGAAACUAAACAAGGAGAAGCUGCAUGCAGCGAAUAAUGAUGUAGCCGAUUUGGGCUGUGAGAAUGCGGGCGUGGAUGAGGUGGACGGUCUCAAGUCGCAGCGCAUGGUGCGUCGUCCCUUUGGACCGCAUCACAAUCGCAUUCUAACGCUGGAGGAAGCCUUUCUGCAGUCGACUGUUAACUAUGAGCGAGCCAGGCACUAAGCUCCAAGCCCUAAUCCUGUUGUGUUUAUUUUAACUAUGUGUUAACUGUUUUGAGCAGGGACCGCAACUCUUUUUUAACCCAUGUGCCAAUAGCUGCCUUCAAGGACAUGCUAUGCUUUGCGUUUAUUUUACAACAGCACUGUUAGCUAAAAUUAAGCAUUUUAUUAAGUCUGCGUCCUUAGAUGUUUGCUCAAAUUUUUUGAAACACUAAUAUUUAUUAUUUAACUUUAUGCAAUGCAAUUUUACAGCUUUUAAAGCAAGCUUACAGCUUCAAAUUAUUCAACAUAAGUAUUAAUCCUUUUUUUCAAGCGGCCCCUGUUAGCAUUUCUUAUUUUAUUUUAAUAACUAACUGCGCUGUAGUAUUAAGUGCCUACUGACAAGCAAAGUAUUAAACAAAACAAUUACAAAAAGCUAAAUGCAAUUUUGGCAGCAAGCCGCAAACGUCUAAAAACUAAACUAUUUAAUAUAAUUAUUUAUUUUAAACUGUA
Messenger RNA from Drosophila busckii, 1201 nucleotides. Its product is annotated as protein spitz. Gene Ontology annotation, biological process: epidermal growth factor receptor signaling pathway. The record is from RefSeq and is a predicted model, not a curated record. NCBI's taxonomy places the organism in Eukaryota, Metazoa, Arthropoda, Insecta, Diptera, Drosophilidae. Bases 99 to 713 code for a protein of 204 amino acids. The transcript has a single exon. Gene Ontology annotation, molecular function: receptor ligand activity; epidermal growth factor receptor binding.